Durusdinium trenchii is the source of this 1263-nucleotide messenger RNA. NCBI's taxonomy places the organism in Eukaryota, Dinophyceae, Suessiales, Symbiodiniaceae. The record is from the annotation of a GenBank genome assembly.
UUGGUUUGUAAUUAGUGACUUUUGCCUUGACGCCAUGUCCUGCUGUCCGUGCUUGGAAGGCGUGCUUGGCCGUGGAGAAGUGGCCUUUCUGCAGCUUAUCUGUUAGGUGUCAGUGUCAGCGCUGAUCCUGGGUUGCGCUCCAAUCGGUUGUGGCUGGGCCGGUGAUGUCCCAGAAUCCGCCGCCGAGAGCACCGUGGUGCAGGCCUUGUCUUUGGGCAUCCGCUACGUUGACACUGCUCCCUGGUACGGCGCCGGCUUGUCGGAGCAGCGCUUAGGCAAAGCGCUGGCCACGGCCCAGAGUGACAUGGAACAAGUGGCGAUUUCUACCAAGGUGGGUCGCUACAUGGUUACGAAGGCAGAGGCUUCAAAAUAUGGCGCUCGGCUGGAGACCAGCUAUGACUUCAACACAUCUGCGUACCACGACAACGUUCCAAUCUGGGAUUAUCGCAAGGAGGGUACCGAAGAGAGCCUGCGCCAGUCAAGACAACGAUUGCAACGCAAUUUCAUCGACUGCCUUCGAGUGCACGACGCCGAAGACCCGGAGCGAUGGGAGGAAGCCUGUGGCCCAACUGGAGCGGUCGCGACCUUGCUCUCUUUGAAGGAGAGAGGUGAAAUUGGCCAGGUGAGCCUGGGCUUCAAUAGCGUGGCCUACUUGAUGAAAACCAUCCUGAAGUAUCCCAUUGGCACUUUCGACAGCAUCAUGAUGGCUCGGACUUGGAACCUCCUCGACCAGUCUUCAUACCCUUUGCUGGUCGAGUGCCAGAAGCGAGGAAUCAAAGUGCAUUUGGCCGCAGUCUUUUGUGCUGGUCUACUGUGGGGGCAAAACCUUUAUAUGUACAGCAGUGAAGUGCCCCCGGAACUCAAGGAGAAGGUGCAGCGGUGGAAGGAGCUGAGCAGCUCCUAUGGCCUUAGCGUGCCCCAGGUGGCUUUGGCCUUUGCUUUUCUUCCCAGCUGCGUCGAGAGGAUUGCCGUGGGGUGUGCCUCUCCAGAACAAGUUCGAGGGAAUGUGGAGCUUUGUGGUGCGAAAGUGCCCAUGGAGCUGUGGCACAAAGCUCAGAGCAUGGGGCUUUUGCCGCAGCACCUCAAGAUUUUGGAGUAGUUUGAAAGCUUCCUGGUGAAGACCAUCUGAAGACCUUAGGGUUUUGCGCAUCCAACGAGUGUCAGUCACUCAUCCAAUGUGCCUCGCAGAUGGGGCUCGCACACUGCACUCCAUGUGGCUGGGACAUGUGGUGACAUGUGGUUGAUUCCUGGUUGGGCUGCUUC